AAUCAUUCUUCGCAUUGAUAAUUAUUGAUAAUUAUAUAACCGUCUUCCAAUCACCUGACACCCUUAUCUUGCGCCGUUGUCCUUAUAUAAGAACAAUGCGUACGAAUAACGUCCUCGACCCUUUCCUCUGGAACCGUAAGAGCAGUGGAGCUCGUGUGUGACACCAAGAGCCUGGGCUAACAACACAUUUUGUGCAUGAUGGACGGGGCUGCUUCUGCCAUUGCUGUCAUCGAACGGUUUCGUGCUACGGGACCGUUGCCUAGCAUUUUCCUUGCUGCUGCUGCGAUUGUUUUGGCGUACAGUUUCAUCCAGACGAGAAAAAAGGGUGUGACAUCCUCGAAUGCCGUUCAUACGUCACUCGUGACCGAUAGAAAGGCAAACAAGAAUAGGGAACUGGGCGACUGGAUCGCGGAGGAAUUUGAUUAUCCCAAAAUAGAUCCGUGCCCCUUCCCAACGAAGGAUGUGCGCCCGGUACCGUACAGACCAUUCCGGUAUGGUGAAUAUCAAAUCACGAUGGGUAUUCGGACGAUGCCUUGGAGCGAGUGGAUUGAACUAGACUCAACCUACCCACACUGGCAGCGUGUGCGCAAGUUCCGCAUUCGCACGCGCGGGCAUGACGCCGUGCGCGUUCUUCCCGCCAGAGAAGACGAAUCGGUCAAGGUCCAAGGCGGAGCGUGGGCAGCAAAGGAGCUCGUGUAUGAACUCGCAGAAUAUCUUCCGCGGCGAUACCCUUCGAGUUUUCGAGUAACACGGUUUCCGAACGGUGUAGUGGCACCGUCGAUUGGUGGCGUGUCGCUUGCUUGGGGACAGCAACAGCCCGUGCAAAUUAUUGAAGCGGUCGAGACAGGAGAGAAAUUUGAUUUAGGGGUGCUGGAAGGUCUGGACGAUAUUGAAAUGGGCGAAGAGGCAAUGAGGAUUGCUGCAGGGCUUAUACAAGACGACGUGGCACUUAUGAUCGAGGGCACGGAUGGCAAGUACUAUUUCCAGGCAGGAGCGAUCUGUAUUCCAGGAUUCUGGCGCAUGCGGGAUAAGAUCGGAAUGACCCUGGAUGAUAUUCAUAUUUCAGGAAACGUUCCACGGUUCAAAGAAAAAUUGCAGACAAGCAUGGAAAAGUUUUUCAGACGGAUGCCGGUGGACAAGCCGGUUAUUCGAAAUAAUUAUUUUAUGCAAGUAUGUAAGCCGUCGUCGCACGUGGCAGAUGGCGAACGACUGGAUGUCGAGGAAGAGUGCGCUUCGGAGGUUGAUCCAGAAGAAUUGGGUUGGUCGGAAUCGACGAACGGACGUGAGGAUGAAUUUUUGCAUGGACAUGGGCAUGGUGCAUCACCCGCACCGUACCUCGCGCCAUCGACACUACGACUGCGAUCAGAGAGGCAAACGCUGCGUCGGCUUCCUCGUACAGGAGCCAUCGUUUUUGGGAUUCGGACGUACUUGUUCAAGAUCGAGGAAUUGGCUCGGGAGCGAGGAGUGGCUGAUCGGCUUGCAAGCGCCGUAAGAAGCUGGCCUGACGAUGUUGGGGUAUACAAGGGGCGUAAGAUGUAUGAAGGUAUACUACUGAACUACUUAGAUGAGUGCGCAGCAAGGGAUGAGAAUAAGGAGGAGGGACGAGGAUAUCCAUAUUGAGAAUAUGGUGGUUAAGGGGUGGUCAUAAGGAGGAAAUCAUGUGAAAUAAUAAUAAUUGAUUUGAUAACGAUAGGUGAAAUAAUAGUUGACUACCGGGGAAAGAAUUUAGAAAUGA
Molecule: messenger RNA, 1735 nt
Organism: Suillus bovinus
Lineage: Eukaryota; Fungi; Basidiomycota; Agaricomycetes; Boletales; Suillaceae
Exons: 9
Coding region: 196-1620 (474 amino acids)
Source: RefSeq, a predicted model, not a curated record